Capronia epimyces CBS 606.96 is the source of this 504-nucleotide messenger RNA. RefSeq lists its product as uncharacterized. Gene Ontology annotation, cellular component: membrane. The transcript is spliced from 2 exons. NCBI's taxonomy places the organism in Eukaryota, Fungi, Ascomycota, Eurotiomycetes, Chaetothyriales, Herpotrichiellaceae. The coding region runs from base 1 to 504 and encodes 167 amino acids. The record is from RefSeq and is a predicted model, not a curated record.
AUGGCGACAAGCUACCUGGGCCUCGGGCUUCAUACUUCGUCGACCACGUUUGCAGGCCCUGCGGCGUUUCUGGCCUGGAACUGGUUCUACGCAUACUGCGUAUUGGCGAGCCGCACGCUGAAACAGUGGCACGGAAUCGACCACAACGGGAACCCACGCCAGGAUAUCAACAAGUAUGGUGCCGCCGCCAUCCGCGAGGGCAAAUUGACCCAAGCCCAGCUCGAGCAGAUCCAACGCAUGGAGGCCGCCAGCGCAAAUUCGGUUGAGGGGUACACAUUCUUCGCCGCCUCCGUUCUCUUAGCCCUUGUUGCGAACGUCCCUCGACCCACAUUGACCGCUGCCUGCACCACAUACACGAUUGCCCGGCUGGUGUACGGAGCAGUCUACGUGCUUAUUCCGCAUGAUCUUUACAGUCAGUUGCGCGGAAUCGCCUGGUGGACGGGAAAUACGAGUUGCUUGUUUCUGCUCUGGAAGGCUGCGCGCUCUUCAGUCCUGAGUGCGUGA